Molecule: messenger RNA, 3201 nt
Organism: Sphaerodactylus townsendi
Lineage: Eukaryota; Metazoa; Chordata; Lepidosauria; Squamata; Sphaerodactylidae
Gene: KCNU1
Product: potassium calcium-activated channel subfamily U member 1
Exons: 30
Coding region: 1-3201 (1066 amino acids)
Biological process (GO): potassium ion transport; transmembrane transport; reproductive process
Cellular component (GO): membrane
Molecular function (GO): monoatomic ion channel activity
Source: RefSeq, a predicted model, not a curated record
AUGACUGUCCAUAAACAUUAUGAGUCUAAAGAGACGGAACAGCACUGCAAUGAAUAUUUUCAGUCGGCUUUUAUAGGUUCUUGCUUGUCCAUUUUCCUAGGAGGCAUCCUCAUGAUCUUAAUGUACAGGACAGGGAAAUUCUUCUUGAAGUUCCUAGGUGAAAAACUUGGAAUUCAGAGUCUUGGUGCAACUCUUGAUGUCUGCUUGACAAUGGAGGCUAAAGGCCCACAAAUAGCUCACCUGGCUUUUUACCAUCUUUGUCAGCGGACAGCUUCCCCAGCACCUUCUAUGUAUAUUUCGUGGAAGAGGCGCUUUCAAGACACAAUACAGAUGAUGCUUUCUGCACAGACCUCUGUGGGACGUGUGCUGGUAAUACUGGUUUUCCUGUUUAGUAUUGGAUCACUCAUCAUUUAUUUUAUCAACUGUUACAGUGCCAUACAGUUCUGCCUUUCCUUCCAAGAUGGGUUGAUUAAUAUUGACCUCUUCUUCAAUGUAUUCUUCCUCUUUUAUUUUGGAUUGCGGUUCUUGGCAGCAAGUGACAAGUUGAAGUUUUGGGUUGAGCUCAAUUCCAUCGUGGACUUCUUUACUAUCACUCCGGUCUGUGUUUCCUUUUACUUGGAAAAGAAUUGGCUUGGUUUGAGGUUCUUGAGAGCCCUCAGACUAUUAGAGCUUCCAAAAAUACUACAGUUCCUCCAAAUCAUAAAGAGUGGUACAUCAAUCAAGCUGUCCAAACUUCUGGCUGUGUUUGUCAGCACCUGGCUCACUGCUGCAGGGUUUCUUCACUGGAUAGAGAAUUCUGGUGAUCCCUGGGAAAGUCAGACGAAUUUACAACACUUGAGUUACUUUGAGUGUUUAUACAUGGUUAUGGUAACCAUGUCUACAGUUGGAUAUGGAGAUAUUGUGGCCCAAACUACUUCAGGACGUUGCUUCCUCCUUUUCUUCAUCAUUGGAGGACUGAUGCUGUUUGCAAAUUUUAUACCUGAAAUAGCAGAUAUUGUUGGAAGCACUAAACUCUACAAAGGUUCCUAUUCAGUUGUGAAAGGCAGAAAGUUUAUUAUUGUUUGUGGUGAUAUCACUCUAAACAGCGUGACAGCUUUUCUAAGAAACUUCCUCUCUCAGGACACAGGAGAGAUCACCACCGAGAUUAUCUUCCUGGGAGAAAAUCCCCCCAACCUGGAACUUGAAACUGUACUCAGAUGCUAUUCUGCCUAUGCCUCUUUCUUCCAAGGCUCUGUAUUGAAGAAUGAAGAUCUGCAGAGAGUUCAGAUAAAAGAAGCUGCCGCAUGUCUCAUCUUAGCUGACACGUGUUCUGCCACACCCUACCUUGAAGACACUACCAACAUCAUGAGGGUGUUGUCCAUCAAGAAUCGAUAUGCCAACGUCAGAGUUAUAAUACAGAUCAUCCAGUCUUCGAACAAGGUUCACCUGCCUAAACUUCCCAACUGGGACUGGAAAAAAGGAGAUUGUGUCAUCUGCUUUGCUGAACUGAAGCUUGGAUUAAUAGCACAAAGUUGCUUAGUGUCGGGGCUGACCACCCUGUUGACCAGACUUUUUGUUCGGGAGAACCCCCAGUUGAAAGGAAUCAACUUUCUUCCUGUACAUUCAGAGGAGAAACAAGGCAUGGACUAUAAGGUGGUGACUGGCUGUCUUUCCAAAGAUUUUGUAGACAUGACCUUCAAAGAAGUUUGCCGAAUAUGCUUCGUCAAGCUGAAUCUCAUACUGCUUGCUGUCCAGUUCAAACAUGGUUUUUUUGCCAACAGCAUCCUGAUCAAUCCAGCCCCAGCUGUUAAAAUGCAGUAUAACACCAUGGGCUUUUUCAUUGCCAAAUCUGCAGCAGAAGUCAAAAGGGCUCGUUAUUACUGUAAAAAGUGCCACAGUGACAUCAUGAUUCCAGAAGAUAUUAGAAAAUGCCAUUGUUUGGAGAUGACUGCACCAGUUUUACCCUCAUUAUCUCCUGAAAGGCCAUCAACUAAACAGGAAUACGUGAUUGGAAGUUCAGGCUCUAUAGAUACACCUAGUGAUAAAAGUUCAACUAUUAUAGAAGAAAAAAUAAGUGACAUCAUGCUAGACAGUACAGGAAUGUUCCAUUGGUGUGAAGCUGUGCCUUUAGAAAAAGCCCUCUUGAAGCAAAAAAAGAAGUUCGUCCCUUUGCUGCGCAAUCACAUUGUCGUCUGUGUUUUCGGAAACGACAGCUCACCACUGAUUGGACUACGCAACUUUGUGAUGCCUCUGCGUGCCAGUAACUUCACCUUAACUGAACUGAAGGAUAUUGUCUUUGUUGGCUCUCUUGAAUAUCUCGAGAGAGAAUGGGAAUUCAUCAAUAAUUUCCCUAAACUAUACUUAUUCCAGGGCAGUGCCCUUUCCUGUGCAGACUUGAAGGCUGUCAACAUUAAGCACUGUACAAUAUGUGUUGUACUCUCAGCCUACGACAGAGGCUCUGGUGAUCUGACCUUAGUGGACACAAAAUCUAUCCUGGCAACCCUCAACAUCCGUUCCAUACCAUUUAAGUUCAGUGCAUCAGGAGUUUCAUCAAUCGCAAUUAAUAGAGACAUAGAGGAUAUUCACUUUCCGCAGCUUCCUUUUAAAAGUAUCCCCAUCAUCACCGAGCUGAAAGUGGCUUCCAAUGUACAGUUCUUUGAGCAGAACAUGGAGGAAAAUGCAGAGAAUACUUUCAACCGGAUUGGCGCACGUUUUUUCAGAGAAACAGUAUUCUCUGACAGCUUUCUGAAUUCUCUGUUGUGCACAGCCUACUAUAAUCAUCAUGUGUUGGCUUUGCUCCAGACUCUGGUUACUGGUGGAACCAGCCCACAACUAGAAGAAUAUCUAGUAGAGGAGAUUUCACUGAGUGGCACCUAUAGCAACUUAAUGCAAUUUGCUCCUAGAAACAGGUGCAAGCUUGCACUAUUGCCAGUAACAGAUGACCCUCCUUCACUAGAUGGAAUACUGGUCUUCUUUGGAGAAGUGUAUUGUAAAGCACUUGACAUGUUUGGGGUCAUUUGCUUUGGUGUUUAUCGUUUAGAAGAGAAUGGACAGACUUACAAAAAUAGGUUUGUGAUUUCUCGGCCAUCCAGCAGUUUGGAGCUCUUCGCUUCUGAUCUGUUGUUUUGCCUGGUUCCAUUCAAGACUAAAGUGUCCGGCCUUACUGAUGUGGUUGGCGAUAUUAUACCAACGAGACGGAAGACAGCUUUGAGUAUUUUUUAG